Theobroma cacao (cacao) is the source of this 1258-nucleotide messenger RNA. It is a transcript of the gene EXL2, whose product is annotated as EXORDIUM like 2. The record is from RefSeq and is a predicted model, not a curated record. Lineage: Eukaryota; Viridiplantae; Streptophyta; Magnoliopsida; Malvales; Malvaceae.
CUCUUCUUCGCUCUCAAUCUUUCUCAGCAAGCAGCUUUCUCGUAACUAAAUCUUUCCCCUCUACCCUUGCACAUGGCUUCUAUUUACUGCCUUGCCACUUUCUUACUCUUCUGUUUCAUCCACCUUUCAUCCUCCGAGUUAGUUCAAGAGCAACCUCUCGUUUUAAAGUACCAUAACGGUCCACUCCUAAAAGGUAAAAUCACCGUUAAUUUUAUCUGGUACGGGAAGUUUACUCCCAUCCAACGGUCCAUAAUCGUCGAUUUUGUCAACUCUUUGAGUACCGACAAGACCACACUGCCUUCCUCAUCAUCGUGGUGGAAAACAACUGAGAAAUACAAGGGAGGUGCAUCCAACUUAGGUGUAGGCAAACAAAUACUCCUCGAAAAUUACCCACUCGGUAAAAUCCUUAAAAACCCUCAUUUACCAGCCUUGGCCAGCAAAUUUAAUGGCGUCAAUACCAUUAACAUCAUUCUAACGGCCAAAGACGUCUCCGUGGAAGGCUUUUGCAUGAGGUGCGGGACUCACGGGUCAACGCGGGUUGGCCGAGGCCCGAUUCGUGGAACCUAUAUCUGGGUUGGGAACUCCGAGACUCAGUGUCCUGGUCAAUGCGCCUGGCCGUUUCACCAGCCUAUUUACGGUCCCCAAACUCCACCUUUAGUUGCCCCCAACGGAGACGUUGGAGUUGACGGAAUGAUCAUUAACUUGGCAACCCUCCUGGCUAACACAGUUACCAAUCCCUUUAAUAACGGGUAUUUCCAGGGGCCAGCAAACGCACCGUUAGAAGCGGUUUCAGCUUGCACGGGGAUAUUCGGGUCGGGUUCGUAUCCGGGAUACCCAGGUAAUCUCCUGGUGGAGAAGAGUACCGGGGCGAGCUACAAUGCAAACGGGAUUAACGGAAGGAAAUACUUGUUGCCUGCCAUGUGGGAUCCACAGACAUCAACCUGCAAGACGAUUGUGUGAUGGGGCACGUGGCGGAAAUCAGUGAUGAGGAGCGAUGAUUGUAAUCGUGGCAUUGAUAUGUAGAUAUUUGAGAAUGGUGUAUGGGCGGAGGGGGGAGGGGGGAGGGGGGAGGGGGGAGGUAGGGACCUUAGGUUGUUGUCGUUUUGCGUGACGUGUAAAUUCUAGUUUGGUAUGAAAAAAGAAAAUCAAAAUGAUGGGGGGAGGGAAAUGUGAAUGUGAGAUAAUAAUGAGAAGCAAUAGAAAUAUAUGUUAAAGAAGUGAAAAGUAAAUUUUACUUGUUGGGUUAUUUUUGUUCUUA